AUUGUAGGUUUUGAAAGAUUAUCCAGAUUGAGCAAGCUAGAGGUGCUUGACUUCUCAUGGAAUUACUUCAAUGAAAGCUUCCUAUCAUCCCUUGGUCAGUUCUUAUCGCUCAAGAAACUAUAUUUGAGAUACAACUUGUUAGAUCGACCAAUCAAUAUCCCAAUCUCAGAGUUGGGAAGACUAAAGAACCUACAGGAGUUGUAUUUGGAUGGUUCCUCUAUUGACAAAAGCUUCCUCAGUAAAGUUGGAGUUUUGACUUCCCUUAAUGUAUUGACAAUAUCAAAUUGUGGAUUCAAUGGAAGUUUGCCCAUCGUUCAAGGCUUGUGUGAGCUUAUGAAUCUACGAGAGUUAGAUCUCAACUUUAAUGAUUUUGAAGGGCUACUGCCUUCAUGUUUGGCAAACAUGACACAACUUCGAAUAUUUGAUAUCUCUUCAAAUCGCUUUAAUGGAAGCAUUGAUCAUCUCUCCCCUCUACCUAGUUUGAAGUCACUUGAGUACUUUGAUUUAUCACGUAACUACUUCAACCCAAGCACAUUCUCCUCAUUUUUUAAUCUCUCAAAGCUUGAGGUCAUAUUUAGUGAUGGCAACAACCUGGUUGAUGAAACUCUAAUAUCUACUACAUUCCUUCAUUACCAGUUUGACUUGCAACUACUAUUUCUCCCUCACAACAAUUUGACAGGAAAGUUCCCCACAUGGUUGCUAGAAAACAAUACAAGGUUGGAGGUUCUUAAUUUGAGAAAUAACUCUUUUACAGGCACUUUGCAGCUGCCCAGUCAUCAUAUUCCCAACCUUUCUCUUUUAGAUAUUUCAUUUAAUCAUAUUCAAGGUCCAAUUCCAACUAACUUUGGUUUAAUUUUUCCGAGUCUAGUGUUUUUAAAUAUUUCUAAAAAUCACUUUGAAGGUGUUAUUCAUCCUUCUUAUGAUUGGAUUGGCAACCUUUCAAGUUUGAGCAUUCUCCUCUUGAAAGCAAAUUAUUUACAUGGACAAAUCCCACUUCAAUUAUGCCUUUUAGAAGAACUAAGCUUGUUGGAUCUUUCCCACACUAGUUUUUCUGGUCAAAUACCUUGUUGCUUGAGUAACUUUACUAGUGAGCCAAGCUACAACAAAUCUGAGUCAUCAAACUUUGCCCAAAUAUAUUUCGAAAUAUCCGACAUGUUGUCAUUCUUGCAUUCCACUAUGAUAAUGAACAGCAAAUUCUUUGACUUUUACUAUGACGAUUUUAUGUUCUUCAAUGUGGAUGCACUACAAGAAGUGGAGUUCUCAACAAAGCAUAAUACUCUCUCCUACAAAGGUGACAUCCACAACUACAUGUCUGGGAUUGACCUUUCAUGCAACAAAUUAGAAGGAGAAAUUCCAACCGAGCUUGGAGAUUUGAGUGACAUCCAUGCGUUGAACCUGUCGUUCAACAAUUUAACGGGAUCAAUCCCCACUGAAUUCUCGAAACUCAAGCAAAUUGAGAGCUUGGAUCUAUCACAUAAUAACUUGGAUGGUAUUAUCCCCCCUCAAUUGGUAGAGUACUCACUAGCCGUCUUCAAAGUGGCACACAAUAACUUAAGGGGUACAACCCCAGAAAGAAAAGCUCAGUUCGGUACCUUUGAUGAAAGCAGUUACGAGGGAAAUCCUCUCCUGUGUGGACCUCCACUACAGAAGGCUUGCACUAAAACUGAACCAUCAUCUACCUUUCCAACUGACAGUGAAGGAGAUGAAGCUUGGGGUUUUAUAGACUUGGAAGUCUUCUACGUCAGCUUUGCGGUGUCUUAUGUGAUAAUGUUGCUAGCAAUUGUUGCCAUUCUCUACAUAAAUUUGCACUAG
This is a messenger RNA of Juglans regia (Persian walnut), 1812 nucleotides long. Its product is annotated as receptor-like protein 15. Lineage: Eukaryota; Viridiplantae; Streptophyta; Magnoliopsida; Fagales; Juglandaceae. Gene Ontology annotation, molecular function: protein binding. The record is from RefSeq and is a predicted model, not a curated record.